UGGUUUUGAUUCUGGAAAAUCACUAUAGUUUGUGAAUAGCCGCUUGAAACGAUUGAGAUCAUAUACCAUUGUCGUAUUCCGCUUAAAAAACGUGUUUUAUUUUGAUCGUCUUUUCGUUUCGUUUUUGAGUUUCCCAAAACAAACAAAUAAAAUAAAAAGUAGCUGCAUUUUCAAAAUAAAUUAUUUUAUGUAAUUCAUCUCGAUACCACGCUUUGACCCACAGGCCAUUUACAACAAAUAUUAUUAUAGUAAGUAUAGCACAUGGUAUCACACAAACUCAAAAUGGAUAAUUAUGACGCAAAAGUUAUUGGUUGGUUUGGCGUUGUCAUGAAUCCAAUAUUGCUUUUCAUUUUCGAAGGUGUUGGAAUUGCCGGUGAUUUUAUCGCUGGAACAUUUGUCUUCAAUUUAAUUGGAUGUCUCAUUUGGCUGGUCGGAAUUUCAUUGCAGAAUUUAACUGAACUAUUGGUGACGUCAUUGAUAUGGUUGGCAAUGCCGUUGAUGUGUUGGAGUUUUUACAUAUCAUUCCAGGCACACCAAAUGUUAUUUGGACAUGGUUCAACUAAAUCCUUGGAGCAUUUAACACAUUUCUGGGUGACAAUUUUUAUGUUUGCUUUUUGUUCGAUUUAUGUUUUCAUCGCUUUGAAGAACUACCGCGAAAACAAAAAGACCGGCGAUGCAACACAAAGAGAAAGUCAAGAAUUGGUAUAGCAAGGCUAUCUAUCAAAAUAAAUGAUCUAUUUAUUACGAGAGAAACUAUUAACUAAAACAUUAUUACCAAAAUGUUUUGUUCAAAAUAACCUAACAAAUAAAUUCAAAUAUUUUGAAUGAAUAAAAUUAUUUUCUGAGAAAUUUGUUAUUAAAAA
This is a messenger RNA of Contarinia nasturtii (swede midge), 863 nucleotides long. RefSeq lists its product as uncharacterized. NCBI's taxonomy places the organism in Eukaryota, Metazoa, Arthropoda, Insecta, Diptera, Cecidomyiidae. The transcript has 5 exons. Bases 262 to 708 code for a protein of 148 amino acids. The record is from RefSeq and is a predicted model, not a curated record.